Molecule: messenger RNA, 1164 nt
Organism: Pyrus x bretschneideri (Chinese white pear)
Lineage: Eukaryota; Viridiplantae; Streptophyta; Magnoliopsida; Rosales; Rosaceae
Exons: 4
Coding region: 322-999 (225 amino acids)
Source: RefSeq, a predicted model, not a curated record
AACAUUAUUUUUCACCGAGUUAUGUGGGCUCUUUUGGAGUUUUUGUUGUCUUGGUCAGAGUUUUCACAGAGAAAACAGGAAAGCAAGAAACUUCUCCUCCCUUCCCACCCGCUCUCUCUCCUUUUAUUUUCCUCCUUGUCUUUCUUGUUUCUCUCUCUCUCUACCUCUCCUCUUCUUUAUUAUUUCCUCCCCAACUCUCUCUUCCUUUUCCUUACCCAUCUCCUCCUGCCCCUCUUUCUCUAUCUCCCCCCCCCCCGGCCCCUCCUGUAAUUCUUGGUUUUUGGGUUCUGGGUUGCUUUACUUUUAUCUCCCUGUGAUCUGAUGAAGAAGAUGAAGGGGGUUGUUUCUGAUGCUAUGGAGGACCAGAGGAACAGGUUCAAGCACCAGAGUCUCAUGCAGGACUAUGAGGAGCUGCAGAAGGAUGCAGAUGCUACGAAGAAAAAAUUGCAGAUAAUGAAACAGAAAAAGUCUAUGCUCGUAGCUGAAGUAAGGUUUUUGAGGAGAAGAUAUAAAUACUUAAUAGGGAACCCGUCAAUGAACCCUCGACCAAAGCAAGAUGUUGUGCAAACACACAAUUUAGAAUCCCAGCGCGUCACCUAUUUGAAGGGAAAGAGUUCCAGCAAGAAGGAAUCUGCUUCACGGUACCCUCUUCCUGCAUUAGACUUGAACAAAAAGGAAAAGGUUAAACAUGGAAUGGAAGACAUUGUGCAGAAACCUCCUCCAAAAUUUGGAUUAAACCUUAAUGCAAGGGCACUUGGCGGAAAGGAAGCUACUUUGCGAACCCCCACUCCAAACUUGACUAGAGAGGACGAGGAGGAAUUUCAAGCCAAUUAUGAGCCAAUGAGGAUAAAGGAGCCCAACAAAAGUUUACGCAGAGUGGGAAAUGACGAGCAGCACAAUGACAUGAAGUUACUGGCUUGCAGGACUAUAGGGAAUGGGUCAAAUCGAUCGGGGAAGAGGAAGAUUACUUGGCAAGAUCAGGUGGCUUUACGGGUUUGAUUUUACUUUUCUUCGAGUAUUACCAUUGAAGAUCAUAUAUCUUGUCGGGGUUGGAAAGAGUAACACCUCAGUUACUGUGUUUCUUUGAUUUUCUUCUUUGUAAAGUUGUCAUGGUCUUACAUAUCGAGUGUAUACAGUUGAAAUGAAAUGGUUUAGGAUUAUUCA